CCCCCGCCUCAGAUUCCCACGUUCUUCGUCCCUGCUACUGCUUUUCCCCUUUUGCUUCCUUUCCUUCCUGCUAAUCAAAAGAGUGGAGCAGCCAAGCCAAAGACUCAUUUCUCAUUCUCUCUCUCUCUCUCUCUCUCUCUCGCUAGGGUUUGUCAAACCACGACUAACUAGAGAGGAGGAGAGCAUAGCGGUUUUGAGGUGGUAUUGAGCAGAGAGUGGAGUGAAAAUGUCGUCCUCGUCGAGAGGAGGGUCCGAUCAGCCGCCGUCGCAGACGCAGCGGCGGAUCAUGCGGACUCAGACUGCUGGCAAUCUAGGGGAAUCGAUAUUCGAUAGUGAGGUGGUGCCCUCGUCUCUUGUACAGAUUGCUCCCAUUCUGCGUGUUGCCAAUGAAGUUGAAAAAGCCAACCCCAGGGUCGCUUAUCUCUGUCGAUUCUAUGCCUUUGAGAAAGCUCAUCGUUUGGAUCCCACUUCUAGUGGACGUGGUGUUCGACAAUUUAAAACUGCGCUUCUUCAACGCUUGGAAAGAGAGAAUGAUCCAACGCUGAUGGGAAGAGUUAAAAAAAGUGAUGCGCGUGAGAUGCAAAGCUUUUAUCAGCAUUACUACAAAAAAUAUAUUCAAGCAUUGCAAAAUGCUACUGAUAAAGCUGACCGUGCACAGCUGACAAAAGCAUACCAAACUGCUAAUGUCCUCUUUGAGGUCCUGAAGGCUGUCAAUCAAACCCAGGCUGUGGAAGUUGAUCGUGAGAUAUUGAAAACUCAUGAUGAAGUUGCAGAGAAGACUCAGAUCUAUGUUCCUUAUAAUAUUCUUCCUCUUGAUCCUGAUAGUGCAAAUCAGGCAAUUAUGAGAUAUUCAGAGAUUCAAGCUGCUCUUUUAGCUCUUCGUAAUACUAGGGGUCUUCCAUGGCCAAGGGACUAUAAGAAGAAGAAAGAUGAAGACAUCUUAGAUUGGCUUCAAGCAAUGUUUGGUUUCCAGAAAGAUAAUGUGGCAAAUCAAAGGGAGCACCUCAUUCUGUUACUUGCAAAUGUGCACAUUCGGCAGUUUCCAAAGCCGGAUCAACAACCUAAGUUGGAUGAACGUGCAUUGAAUGAAGUGAUGAAGAAACUUUUCAAAAACUACAGAAAAUGGUGCAAGUACUUGGAUCGGAAAAGUAGUCUUUGGUUACCAACCAUACAACAGGAAGUACAACAACGGAAAUUACUAUACAUGGGUCUAUUUCUUCUUAUCUGGGGUGAAGCUGCAAACCUCAGAUUCAUGCCAGAAUGCCUUUGCUAUAUUUAUCAUCAUAUGGCAUUUGAAUUGUAUGGUAUGCUGGCUGGCAAUGUUAGCUCCAUGACAGGGGAGAAUGUGAAGCCUGCCUAUGGUGGUGAAGAAGAGGCAUUCUUGACAAAAGUUGUUACUCCUAUAUAUAAAGUGAUUCAAAAGGAAGCUGCAAGGAGCAGAAACGGCAUAUCGAAGCACUCCCAGUGGAGGAACUAUGAUGAUUUAAAUGAAUACUUUUGGUCUGAACGUUGUUUCCGAUUAGGUUGGCCAAUGCGUGCUGAUGCAGAUUUCUUUUCUCUGCCUACUGAGCAGCUUCGCCUGGAGAAAAAUGGGGACGACAAGCCAACUGGCGGAGAUUGGCGGGUUGGAAAAGUCAAUUUUGUGGAGAUACGAUCAUAUUGGCAUAUUUUUAGAAGUUUUGAUAGAAUGUGGAGUUUUUUUAUGUUGUGCUUACAGGCUAUGAUAAUUGUUGCUUGGAACAGUUCGGGCCAGCCUAGCUCAAUUUUCAGUUCUGAUGUUUUCAAGAAAGUGCUUUCUGUCUUUAUCACUGCUGCCAUACUGAAACUUGGGCAAGCUGUCCUUGAUGUUAUCCUUAAUUGGAAAGCGAGGAGGAGUAUGUCAAAGUAUGUAAAGCUACGAUAUAUAUUGAAAGUUGUUUCUGCUGUUGCAUGGGUGAUAAUUCUACCAGUCACUUAUGCUUAUACUUGGGAAAAUCCUCCUGGAUUUGCUCAAACCAUUAAAACUUGGUUUGGCAAUAAUUCGAAAUCUCCUUCACUAUUUAUUUUGGCUAUUGUUAUUUAUUUGUCACCAAAUAUGCUUGCGGCGCUGUUAUUUCUUUUUCCCUUUAUCCGUCGAUUCCUUGAGAGGUCAAACUAUAAAGUUGUGAUGCUGAUGAUGUGGUGGUCACAGCCUCGACUAUAUGUUGGAAGGGGGAUGCAUGAGAGCACAUUUUCUCUUUUCAAGUACACAAUGUUGUGGGUUCUUCUUAUACUGACAAAGUUGGCAUUUAGUUACUAUAUAGAGAUAAAGCCUUUGGUGAAUCCAACAAAAGCUAUCAUGAGCAUUCACAUAACUAAUUAUCAGUGGCAUGAAUUCUUUCCUCGCGCAAGGAAUAAUAUUGGUGUUGUGAUUGCACUGUGGGCUCCAAUUAUUCUUGUCUAUUUUAUGGAUGUCCAGAUCUGGUAUGCUAUAUUCUCUACACUAUUCGGAGGUAUUUAUGGUGCAUUUCGUCGUCUUGGAGAGAUUCGAACUUUGGGAAUGUUGAGGUCCAGAUUUCAGUCUCUGCCUGGGGCCUUUAAUGCUUGUCUGAUUCCAGAGGAAAAGAGUGAACCAGCCAAAAAGAAAGGACUAAAGACCACCUUAUCUCGGAACUUUGCUGCGAUCCCAUCUAACAAAGAGAAAGAAGCAGCCAGAUUUGCUCAAUUGUGGAACACUAUUAUCAGCAGUUUUAGAGAGGAGGAUCUUAUAAGCAAUAGAGAAAUGGAUCUGCUGCUUGUUCCAUAUUGGGCUGAUCGUGACUUGGAGCUCAUACAAUGGCCUCCAUUCUUACUUGCUAGCAAGAUCCCAAUAGCACUUGACAUGGCUAAGGACAGCAAUGGGAAGGAUCGAGAGCUGAAAAAGAGAAUUGACUCUGAUAUCUACAUGUGUUGCGCUGUUCGUGAAUGCUAUGCUUCAUGUCAAAACAUAAUUAAGUUCUUGGUUGGUGGUGAGCAUGAAAAAAAGGUGAUAGAAUAUAUAUUUUCUGAGGUUGACAAGCAUGUAGAUGAAGGCAAUCUACUUAGUGAAUACAAAAUGAGUGCCCUUCCGAUCCUGUAUGAGCACUUUGUCAAGCUUAUCACAUAUUUGUCAGAGAAUAAGCAGGAAGACAAAGACAAAGUCGUGCUUUGUUUCCAGGACAUGUUAGAGGUUGUGACGAUAGACAUAAUGAUGGAGGAUCAAAUGUCAAGCUUGGUAGAUUCUAUUCAUGGUGGAUCAGGCCUUGAGGGGAUGAUCCCACUCGAUCAACAGUAUCAGUUAUUUGCAUCUGCUGGAGCAAUAAAGUUUCCAGUUCAGGAAACUGAAGCUUGGAAAGAGAAGAUAAAGCGGCUUGAUCUAUUGCUUACUGUGAAGGAGUCGGCAAUGGAUGUACCAUCAAACCUAGAAGCUAGAAGGCGUAUUUCCUUCUUCUCAAAUUCAUUGUUUAUGGAUAUGCCUGCUGCCCCUAAAGUCCGCAAUAUGCUUUCCUUCUCUGUUUUGACUCCAUACUACACCGAGGAGGUUCUAUUCUCAUUGCUUGAAUUGGAAGUGCCAAAUGAAGAUGGAGUUUCCAUCCUUUUUUACUUGCAGAAAAUUUUCCCAGAUGAAUGGAACAACUUUCUUGAACGAGUAAAGUGUAACACUGAAGAAGAACUGAAAGGAUCAGAUGAACUGCAAGAAAAGUUGCGUCUUUGGGCAUCUUACAGAGGCCAAACAUUAACUAGAACUGUAAGAGGCAUGAUGUAUUACCGGAAAGCGUUGGAGCUUCAGGCCUUCCUAGAUAUGGCCAAGGAUGAAGACUUGAUGGAGGGCUAUAAGGCUGUCGAAUUAAAUAUGGAGGAUCAGAUGGAGGGAGAAAGAUCAUUAUGGGCACAAUGUCAGGCUGUGGCAGACAUGAAGUUCACAUAUGUGGUCUCUUGUCAAAACUAUGGGAUUGACAAGCGAUCUGGAAACCCUCGUGCUCAAGAUAUUCUGCGGCUUAUGAUAACGUAUCCAUCCCUUCGUGUAGCUUACAUUGAUGAGGUUGAGGAACCCAGCCAAGACAGGUCUAAAAAGAUAAACAAGGUUUACUAUUCUGCUCUAGUUAAAGCUGGUUUGCAGAAGUCCAGUAAUUCUUCAGAUCCAGUACAAAAUUUGGAUGAGGUCAUAUAUAAAAUAAAACUUCCAGGACCUGCUAUAUUGGGUGAGGGAAAGCCUGAAAAUCAGAAUCAUGCCAUAAUAUUCACACGCGGAGAUGGCUUGCAAACAAUAGAUAUGAAUCAGGACAACUACAUGGAAGAGGCUUUAAAGAUGAGAAACUUGCUUCAAGAAUUUCUUAAAAAGCAUGAUGGCGUGCGCUUCCCUACAAUACUUGGGCUGAGAGAGCACAUAUUUACUGGAAGUGUUUCUUCUCUUGCAUGGUUCAUGUCAAAUCAGGAGACUAGCUUUGUAACUAUUGGUCAGAGAUUAUUGGCGGACCCAUUGAAGGUGCGGUUUCAUUAUGGUCAUCCAGAUGUCUUUGAUAGGCUAUUUCACCUAACAAGAGGGGGUGUUAGCAAAGCCUCUAAGACAAUUAACUUGAGUGAGGAUAUAUUUGCGGGCUUCAAUUCUACACUUCGUGAAGGCAAUGUUACUCAUCAUGAAUAUAUACAAGUUGGGAAAGGAAGAGAUGUGGGCCUUAACCAGAUAUCUCAAUUUGAGGCAAAAAUUGCUAAUGGCAAUGGAGAGCAAACAUUGAGUCGUGAUAUUUACAGGCUUGGACACCGUUUUGAUUUUUUCCGAAUGUUGUCAUGUUAUUUUACCACAGUUGGCUCCUACUUCAGUACCUUGAUCACUGUUCUCACUGUAUAUGUAUUCCUUUAUGGGCGCCUUUAUCUUGUUCUUAGUGGACUUGAGGAGGGGCUGAACAAACAACCAGCAAUUAGGGAUAAUAAGCCUCUUCAAGUGGCUCUUGCUUCUCAAUCAUUUGUACAAAUUGGAUUUUUGAUGGCUUUGCCUAUGUUGAUGGAGAUUGGCUUGGAGAGGGGCUUCCGAACUGCACUAAGUGAAUUCAUACUAAUGCAGCUGCAAUUGGCGCCUGUAUUUUUCACAUUUUCUCUUGGAACAAAGACCCACUACUAUGGAAGGACUUUGCUUCAUGGAGGUGCAAAAUACAGGCCUACAGGUCGUGGUUUUGUGGUGUUUCAUGCCAAGUUUGCUGAAAACUAUCGCCUCUACUCUCGCAGCCACUUUGUCAAGGGACUUGAGCUAAUGAUUCUUCUUCUAGUCUACCAAAUUUUUGGUCAAUCAUACAGAAGCGCAGUCGCUUAUGUCUUGAUAACAGUAUCAAUGUGGUUCAUGGUUGGCACCUGGCUUUUUGCACCCUUCCUUUUCAAUCCCUCUGGUUUUGAAUGGCAAAAGAUUGUGGAUGAUUGGAGUGAUUGGAAUAAGUGGAUAGGCAACAGAGGUGGUAUUGGUGUACCCCCAGAAAAAAGUUGGGAAUCUUGGUGGGAGCAGGAGCAAGAACAUCUUCGCCAUUCUGGAAAGCGUGGUAUUACUGCUGAGAUAUUAUUAGCUUUAAGAUUUUUCAUCUAUCAGUAUGGGCUUGUUUAUCACUUGACCAUUACCAAGAAUACCAAAAGUUUUCUGGUAUAUGGCAUAUCAUGGCUGGUCAUCAUUCUAAUAUUAUUUGUGAUGAAGACUGUAUCAGUUGGACGCAGAAAGUUCAGUGCAAGUUUCCAGCUCAUGUUUCGAUUAAUCAAGGGGCUGAUCUUCCUUACUUUUGUCUCCAUUCUUGUUACUCUGAUUGCACUCCCACACAUGACAAUGCAGGAUAUAUUUGUGUGUAUUCUUGCCUUCAUGCCAACUGGAUGGGGUUUGCUUCUGAUUGCUCAAGCUUGCAAGCCUCUGGUUCAACACGCUGGGUUCUGGGCAUCAGUUCGAACACUCGCUCGUGGCUAUGAAAUUGUGAUGGGCUUGCUUCUGUUCACCCCAGUGGCAUUUCUUGCUUGGUUUCCCUUUGUGUCCGAAUUCCAGACUCGUAUGCUGUUCAAUCAAGCAUUCAGCAGAGGUCUGCAGAUUUCUCGAAUUCUCGGUGGUCACAGGAAGGAUCGCUCGUCUCGGAACAAGGAUUAAUCUCAAGUCAACAACAGCCAGACAGACAUCUUAAAGGAAGGUUCCUUUCUUAUAUUAGUAGAAUCAACGGAGUAGUUUCUUGGUGGGAAAAUUCCUGUUUUCUUACUACUGUUGUAAGCUGCUCCUGAAAUUGUUUAUGUGCAAAGUGUUUUGGGGGCAAGUUAAUUUUUGGAAUGUGUGCUUGCUACUGGCAGACCGUGCAGAUUGUACAAAUCAAUUUAAUCUAAACCCAAAACCAUGACGUAUGCUGAAUCAAUUUAAACUAAACGUGUAGAUGAGUUGCUACCUAAUUUUUCUCUUCUUUUAU
Diospyros lotus (date-plum) is the source of this 6395-nucleotide messenger RNA. RefSeq names its product callose synthase 3-like. NCBI's taxonomy places the organism in Eukaryota, Viridiplantae, Streptophyta, Magnoliopsida, Ericales, Ebenaceae. Bases 227 to 6088 code for a protein of 1953 amino acids. The record is from RefSeq and is a predicted model, not a curated record. Gene Ontology annotation, biological process: (1->3)-beta-D-glucan biosynthetic process. Gene Ontology annotation, cellular component: plasma membrane; 1,3-beta-D-glucan synthase complex. Gene Ontology annotation, molecular function: 1,3-beta-D-glucan synthase activity. The transcript is spliced from 43 exons.